AUGGAACAUAUCGUAAAGCUACAUGCAGCAUGGUGUAGGAGCUUACAGCAAGCGAUUGAGCUGGAUAUGGGAGGCGAGGAGCUGGUUGGAGUGGAAGCUUACGAGAGACUUGCGAGUCGCAUGACGAAAGCAUUACCAGCUUGUCAUCGUUUCACGGAUGCACAAAAGCAGAUAAUCGAAAACGUCAUAGCGGCAUUAGAAAUGCGAGCCAUGGGUAUGAGCUCUGCCAUUGGACAACGAAGGCCGACGAAGGAGGAUAUGGCAGAUGUUCUUCACGCUCUUCAUGGAGCGAUGUCGAAUGAGCCAGAGAUCCUCCCUAUUCAUAUCAGUCAAUCGAAUCAGUCAACACAGCAAGCGACACCUGACGAAAAGGUCGGGAAUGAAAUAAAUAUGAAGAGUUUUGUGGCAGAAACUGCAAACGCUUCGGCGCUCCGAUCGCUUAAAGCCACUUAUCUGGAUAUUCAGAUCGUCAAAAUUGGUCUAAAAGAUGCCAAUGUUUACAUGAACCCGACGAUUGUUGUCUCGAUAGUAGACUACAGCGGCAAGUUGAUGGAAGAGACGCACGAAACUGGAGUGGGAGCUUGUACUGAGCUUCAAUAUGUGAUGUUUUCGACCCACAUUUCGCUUGCUACCAAUGUGCGAAAGAUGGAAGACUACGGAGCUGCCGUUGUCUUUGAGUUCUUUCACUAUAAAGCGAAAAAGCGCAAAAAGAGCUGCCGAUGCUGGGCUCUACUUGAAAUGGCAAAUCUGAGAAACGGACACACGAUGCUCGAGCUCUACCAAAAGCCAAUGGAUCCAAAACGUAAGCGCAUAUAUCUUUUCACCGAGAAAAAAUUGUAUUUGCACUUGGAUCUCAAACUGCAGACUCGAUAG
Plasmopara halstedii is the source of this 873-nucleotide messenger RNA. Its product is annotated as axin dorsalization-associated protein. The coding region runs from base 1 to 873 and encodes 290 amino acids. NCBI's taxonomy places the organism in Eukaryota, Oomycota, Peronosporomycetes, Peronosporales, Peronosporaceae. Gene Ontology annotation, cellular component: membrane. The transcript is spliced from 5 exons. The record is from RefSeq and is a predicted model, not a curated record. Gene Ontology annotation, molecular function: phosphatidylinositol binding.